ACGGAAGAGGAGACGAAGGAGACGAAGGCGAGUCUCGAGAGCGCAAGGAUGGGGCUGACGAGCGCCGAGUUCCCCCGCCCGGGUUCGGGGGCUUCGGAACGACGGUUUUGAGCGCUGGGAGAUGGCAUAAAGCCGGAGAGGAUCGUUGCGUUUUUGCCAAGGGGGUCUUUUCUCUCCCUUCCCCCCCCACCCCGCCACCCCUCCGCCUUCUCCGGGGGGAGCCUGCCCUCCUCGCUUUGCUUCAUCCCGUACACACGCCUGCUGCAAGGGAGUCGCAGAUCGCUUACCCGGAGCCUUUUCAUACGAGGGGAAUUUGCAGCAAAGAGAAAUAAAAACAUACUUAUCUAGGCUGAAGGUGCUGCUUUCAGUCCAUGCUUGUGUAGAGGAGCUCAGAUGGGAUUAAAGUCCACAUGGAGGCAUGGAAGAAGACCAGGGACUGGCACUGAGAAGAUGAUCAGUUGGGAUUCAUGUUGCCUUAUCUGCCUGGUGGUGGUCACCAUGGCUGGAUUUUCAUGGGCUCGGCCAUCGUACACCACUCUGGAACCUGAAGAGCCACCAACCAAAUAUCAAAUCUCUCAGUCCGAGGCACACUCUGCACUUCCAGGAGAUACUCUGAAGUUGCGCUGUCAGAUGAAAGAUGCCACCACAAUCACUUGGACUAAAGAUGGGGUCCGUUUGUUGCCCAACAAUCGAACAGUCAUGACUGGGGAAUACUUGUGGAUUAAAGAUACUACACCCAGGGAUUCAGGCCUUUAUGCUUGCACAUUUAGGACUGUAGAAAGUGAAACCCUUUACUUCAUUGUAAAUAUUACAGAUGUUCUUUCUUCUGGAGAUGAUGAAGAUGACAAUGAUGGCUCUGAGGAUUUUGUGAAUGACAACAACGCAAUCAAAGCACCUAAAUGGACUCAAACUGAAAAAAUGGAGAAGAGGUUACAUGCCGUUCCAGCAGCUAACACUGUAAAGUUCCGUUGUCCAGCUACAGGAAACCCUAUACCAACCAUGAGGUGGUUAAAAAAUGGGAAGGAAUUUAAGCAAGAACAUCGGAUUGGUGGAUACAAGGUACGAAAUCAGCACUGGAGCCUCAUAAUGGAAAGUGUCGUCCCCUCAGACAAAGGAAAUUAUACCUGUAUUGUGGAGAAUGUACAUGGAUCCAUCAAUCACACAUACCACCUUGAUGUUGUUGAACGUUCACCACACAGGCCUAUCUUGCAAGCUGGGCUACCAGCGAACACCUCUGCGGUUGUUGGGGGAGAUGCAGAGUUUGUGUGCAAAGUCUACAGUGAUGCCCAGCCUCAUAUCCAGUGGAUAAAGCAUGUUGAAAGGAAUGGAAGUAAAUAUGGCCCAGAUGGACUACCCUAUCUGGAAGUUUUAAAGGCUGCCGGUGUUAACACCACGGACAAAGAGAUUGAGGUUCUCUAUUUACGGAAUGUAACUUUUGAGGAUGCUGGGGAGUAUACAUGCUUGGCGGGUAAUUCUAUUGGGAUAUCCUUUCACUCUGCAUGGUUGACAGUUCUGCCAGCUCCGGUAGAAGAGAGACCAUUUCCCACAUCCCCAGACUAUGUGGAGAUAGCCAUUUACUGCGUAGGGGUCUUCCUGAUUAUCUGCAUGGUAUCGACUGUCUUCUUCUGCCGCAUGAGAUCCAGCACCAAGAAGCCAGACUUCAGUAGCCAACCAGCUGUGCACAAGCUGACCAAGCGCAUACCUCUGCGCAGACAGGUAACAGUAUCUGCCGACUCUAGCUCUUCCAUGAACUCCAACACGCCCUUAGUGAGGAUAACUACUCGCCUCUCCUCCAAUGCAGAUGCUCCAAUGUUGGCAGGAGUUUCAGAGUACGAACUACCAGAGGAUCCAAAAUGGGAGUUCCCAAGAGAUAAGUUGACUCUAGGAAAACCUCUUGGGGAAGGAUGCUUUGGUCAAGUGGUCAUGGCAGAAGCAGUGGGAAUUGACAAAGACAAGCCCAAAGAAGCUGUUACCGUUGCAGUGAAAAUGCUGAAAGACGAUGCUACAGAAAAAGACCUGUCUGACCUGGUGUCCGAGAUGGAGAUGAUGAAAAUGAUUGGGAAGCACAAAAACAUCAUCAAUCUCCUUGGGGCAUGCACACAGGAUGGGCCAUUGUAUGUCAUCGUUGAGUAUGCUUCCAAAGGGAAUUUGCGAGAAUACCUGCGAGCGCGACGGCCACCAGGAAUGGAAUACUCGUUUGACAUUAACCGAGUACCUGAGGAGCAGAUGACAUUCAAAGAUUUAGUCUCAUGUACAUACCAGCUGGCAAGAGGCAUGGAGUACUUAGCAUCACAAAAAUGUAUCCAUCGAGACCUUGCCGCAAGGAAUGUUUUGGUGACUGAAAAUAAUGUCAUGAAAAUAGCUGACUUUGGGCUGGCCAGAGACAUCAACAAUAUAGAUUAUUAUAAAAAGACUACUAAUGGUCGACUGCCUGUGAAGUGGAUGGCACCAGAAGCUCUCUUUGACAGAGUUUAUACACAUCAAAGUGAUGUGUGGUCAUUUGGUGUCCUAAUGUGGGAGAUAUUUACUUUAGGAGGAUCACCAUAUCCAGGAAUCCCAGUGGAAGAGCUUUUCAAGCUGCUUAAGGAAGGGCACAGAAUGGAUAAGCCUGCCAAUUGCACCAAUGAACUCUACAUGAUGAUGAGAGAUUGUUGGCAUGCAGUGCCUUCACAGAGGCCAACCUUUAAGCAGCUUGUGGAAGAUUUAGAUCGGAUCCUUACUCUUACAACCAAUGAGGAAUAUCUUGACCUCAGUGGGCCGCUGGAACAAUAUUCACCUGGCUAUCCAGACACCAGAAGUUCCUGUUCUUCAGGGGACGACUCUGUUUUUUCAUCUGAUCCAAUGCCUUAUGAACCUUGUCUCCCUAAAUACCAACACAUAAAUGGCAGUAUUAAAACAUGAAAAGAACCUUCUUUUAUUCCAUACAGGAAUGAAGAAACAAGAAUGUCUACCUAACUAUGUAAAACAGCCUUCCUUCAGAUGCACGAUAUUUUGUUUGUACAUAUGAAAUGUAGGGACCAAAAGGGAUCAGAAGAAAGAAAGAAAGAAAGAAAGAAAGAAAGAAAGAAAGAAAGAAAGAAAGAAAGA
Pogona vitticeps (central bearded dragon) is the source of this 3087-nucleotide messenger RNA. Lineage: Eukaryota; Metazoa; Chordata; Lepidosauria; Squamata; Agamidae. The record is from RefSeq and is a predicted model, not a curated record.